This is a messenger RNA of Fraxinus pennsylvanica, 1110 nucleotides long. The record is from the annotation of a GenBank genome assembly. Lineage: Eukaryota; Viridiplantae; Streptophyta; Magnoliopsida; Lamiales; Oleaceae.
AUGUGGCAUAAGGAUGUAGAACCGCUUUUAGGUGUUACCAUAUUGUGGAUGAAACUUGAAAAAACAAUGAUUAUUGGAAAGGAAAGCCAAAGAACUGAUGCCGUCAAACAAAUAGGCAAACAGAUACCGCCAGCUCCAAGACCUGAACAAGGAAUCAUGGAGGACAAUCAAGGAACAGUUGUAAUGACAGAUUAUUGUGCUGAUGAACUCCCUUUGGAAUUGGGAUUGGAGGAAGAAGAAGAUAAUGAUAAUGAUGAUGAUGAUGGUGAGAAUAAUGGUGCAUCCGAAGAUGAAGAGGAACAAGGGGACGGAUUCAGAUUCCAAGGAGAGAUGAACCCUCUAGCAUUCGUAGAAGAACACGACGCUGCUGGACUCCAGCCUUAUGAGCGUUUUGAACAAAUACAGUACCACUACGAGGCCUUGGCUGCUAAGAAGCGCAAUAGUCCUGCCUCACCUCAUCACUACUCCCGUGAAACGCUGGCGAAGAGGUUAAGGCAGGAGGAGAUUCAUGGAGCAAGUUUUGAGGAAAUAAUGGAGGCCAUGAAUUAUGGUAUGAGGAGAAAGUCAAAGAAGACCAAGAAAAAGGGAAGGAGGAAGGGAUCAAAGAAAAAAGUUAACUCAGAAUUAACUCGAAAACUUGGUGAUGCCACUCUUCAUUAUGCACACGGCCGCUAUGAGGAGGCUAUCAGUGUUUUGAAUGAAGUAAUUCUUCUUGCCCCUAAUUUAUCUGAUCCAUACCAUACACUUGGUCUUAUUUAUAAUGAAAUGGGUGAUAAGAAGAGAGCCUUGAAUUUCUAUAUGAUUGCUGCACAUCUGACCCCAAAGGAUGCAUCACUCUGGAAACUCCUUGUUACCUGGUCAAUGUCAAAAGCUUCCAGAGCGAAGAGGUUGCUUCGGAAGAAGGCUACAAUAAAGGAAGCGAAAAAAGCUGCAGCAUUGGCUGCUGGGAUUGAUUGGAAGAGUGAUGAUUCAGAUGAUGAGUGCCCUCAAGAUAUGCUUGAGCCUCCGUUGCCAAUUCUAAAAAAUGAAGAGCACCAUCAUCUCAUCAUAGAUCUUUCCAUUUCUUGUCCUUGUAUCUUGGAGAAAUUCUACUAUAAGGUUGUUAUCUAG